UCAAUCUUCAAUAGAAUCUUGACUCUAUUAGAGUUAGAGUCUAGAUUAGUAGAGAUCUAGAAAUCUAGAUAGAAGAUCUAGACUAAACUCUAAGUCUAAGUAUUCUUACACCAAGUAGAUUUUAAAACUUACUUAACUUUGACUUAGAUCUAAUCUACUUAGUUUCUAGAUUCUAAAUCAAUCAUUUCCAAUGCAGUAACUAGAAUACUAGAUUAUGAUUUAUCAACUAUGAUAUAAUCUAGAUUAUAAUUUAUAUCUUGAUCUAGUAUUAUGAUUGAUGUAGAUAAUCUAUUAACUAGUAUUUCUAGAUUUAGAAUCUAUCCCUAUACUAGUCUAUAGUUAGUGUAGUUAUUGUGCUACUCCUCUCUAGGCACUCUCUAGACUCAAGAGACACCUAGAUCUACUAAUUAUUCUAAUUCUAUAAUAACCUAGAUUGCUAGAUAGUGAUCUCGAUCUAGAUGUAUCUAGAGUCCAGAAACUAAAUUUAGCUUAGUCUACAGUUAUUAGUAACUAGCCAGAUAUGAUGCAUGGCCUGUGGACAAUAGUUUGGGUAUUAGUAUAAAAUAUUGAUCUAGUCAUCUAGUGGAUUGGAUUUUGAUGUAUAUGUCAAGUACAGUAAAUUUUCCAUUCACAUUUUUUUUAAAAUUUUGUCAUGAAAUUAAAGUAAAGUGUGAAAAUGGGCGUUUUAAAUGACAUAUUCAUAUUAAAUAUAAAAUACUUUGUGAAAUUAAAUGGUUUUACCCGAUUUGUUAUAAAGUUUUGUUUUUUAAUUGAGCUAAAUUUAUAUUUUGGUAUUUUUUUGCCACCCCUCCCCUGGUUGUGGAAGGGGCAUCAAACAGACUUACAGUCUAUGCCGUGAUCUAAUGAACAUUUAUGCCAAGUUUUAUCAAGAUUGGUCAAACGGUUUUGAUUUCUAUGCUGGAAAACAUACAUAAACCUUACAUUCAGUUAUAUUAGAUAUAGUCUACUAGAUUUUAUAGCAUUCUCUGUAGUAAAGUGUAAGUAAAAAUAACUAGAUUCUCAUUAGUUAGAACAGCCUACUUUGUAGUAAAGAAUUUUUAAAACUACCGUGACAUAUUAGUAUACCUGUAGUAUAAUCAAAUAGUCAUGAGUCAUAAUUUUAAUUUAAGUUAAAAUCAAAUGUUGGAGAAAAGAAAGCAGAAGGGGCAAUAUUUGCUAGUGUAUGGCUCAGCGACAGGCCAAGCGAAAGCUAUUGCUGAAGACAUUGCAGAAAAGUCUGACAGAUAUGGAUUAAAAGCAGAUUUACGUUGUCUGGAUGAGUCGGACAAAAAGUUCCAAGUUGAGCAGGAAACUUGUAUGGUGAUAGUGGUCUCAACUACCGGGGAUGGAGAUCCUCCAGAGAAUGCAGCAAAGUUUGUUCGUAAAAUAAAGAGGAAAACUUUGCCACUUGACUUCUUACGAAAUUUAAACUACACAAUUCUAGGUCUAGGGGAUACCAAUUACUCAAAUUUUUGCCGGUGUGCCAAAGAUAUUGACAGUAGAUUUGAACAGCUCGGGGCAAAAAGGUUUUAUCCUACUGGUCAUGCAGAUGAUGGUGUUGGGCUUGAAAUAGUUGUUGAUCCUUGGCUAGAAGGCCUAUUCCCUGCUCUACAGAAGUUUCUUAACGUUGAUCAGAAUAGUGAAGUUUCUAUUUGUGAAAAGACCAAACCAUUAGACAGAUCUUUGAGCGAGGAGUCCCAGAAUCAAAUUCACAUGGACGGCACAGACUUGGUUGACAAAAUUAUUACAGACAGACUGCCAUCAAUGUCUGAACAUAACAAAGUUGAUGGAAGUUCACCAGAAUCAAUCAUUUCCAAUACAGAUCAGAUAGAUUCAACUACAGUUUGCCUGGAAAUCCUUAAUAUUAAUUCAGACAAAAUAGAACAUGUUCACGACACAGGAAAAGAAACUCAAUGUGGGCUUGUUCUCCCACCCCCUGUGGGAAUAAAGCUGGUAGUGUGUGACUGCUCUUUGGAAGGCAAGGAAUUGACAGUGCCUUUGUUACCUCCCCCAUUUCUCAAUGCCACAUUUAUUAAUGAUGCUAACAAGACUGACUUGCUGGAACAUCAGAAUGGUUGUAAAUUGCCGAACGCAGCAUCAGAUGUCCUUCAUGUUGGGAUAACUUCUGCCCAGGUGUUGACAUCCCAUGAUGCUGUUAAGAAGACAUUACUUCUGCAAUUAAACACAAAGGAUUUAAACUUGAACUUCACACCAGGGAGUUCUAUGGGAAUAGUUUGUGCCAAUAAUUCCAGUGAAGUAGAGCUGCUAUUUAAAAGACUGAAGUUAACUGAUGUAGCAGAUAAAAAAGUGGAAUUGUCUGUCAUAGAAAACACAGCUAAACGACGAGCUGUCAUACCUCCCCACAUUCCACCAACGUCAACGCUAAGACACAUAUUCACCACAUGUUUAGAUAUACGCCAGCCUCCGAGUAAGGCAUUUCUCAGAAGUUUAGUCAACUCCACUUCUAAUCCUAUUGAAAUGAGACGCCUGCAAGAAUUGUGCAGUAAGGAAGGGGCUUCACUCUACUCUGAACAUAUCCGAGAAUGUAACAUUUCAUUGCUAGACUUGCUGUUUGCUUUCCCAUCCUGCCACCCACCAGUUGAAAGGCUGAUAGAGCAUCUACCAAGACUACUUCCUAGACCUUAUUCAGUAUGCAGCUGCCCUGAAUACAAACCGGAUGUUAUUGAUAUUGUAUUUAAUGUGAUAGAGAUACCAGGGGAUCCAGAGAAAGGUCAUUAUUAUUCCAGAAAAGGAAUUUGCACUGGAUGGUUAGAUGAUAUUACAAAAUGUUUGCAGUCUGGAGAUGAAACAGAACAAAUUAUGAUCCCGAUAUAUCUGAGAACCAAUCAGUACUUUAUUCCACCUGCUGACCUGACUAAACCUAUCAUAAUGAUUGGUCCAGGCACUGGCGUUGCUCCUUUUGUUGGCUUCCUUCAGCAAAGGUCAAUCAGAAAAGAUUGUCUCAGUGAGGGCCAGAAGUAUGGGGAGACAUGGCUUUUUUUUGGCUGCAGAAACAGGGACAAAGAUUUUUUAUUCAGGGAAGAGUUACUGCACUUUGAAAGUAAUGGAACAUUAACUAAAUUGUGCAUCACAUUUUCAAGGGAUACAACUCCCUCUGAGAAAUCCCCUCGGUAUGUUCAAGACAAUAUGGUCAUCAUGGGCUCUGAAAUCUGCAAGCUUUUAGUUGAGCAAGAUGCCAUUGUGUUUAUUUGUGGUGAUGCUAGCAAUAUGGCCAAGGAUGUCAAUAACUGCUUUGUUGAAAUACUGCAGCAGGAUAGAGGCAUGUCUAAAGAUGAUGCUACAAUGUUUAUAAUGAAAAAAAGGAUCAACAAGACAUACUUAGAGGAUGUAUGGGUGUGAUAUUUGUGUAGGUGUAAGAUAAUUAAAAGAUAAAAUUUGUAAAAGAUUUUUAUUGUAAUAAUUAUUUACAUUUGUAAAAUAAUAAUAAUAAUUAAAAAAAAUAAAACAAUACAAAA
Molecule: messenger RNA, 3476 nt
Organism: Biomphalaria glabrata
Lineage: Eukaryota; Metazoa; Mollusca; Gastropoda; Planorbidae
Product: methionine synthase reductase-like
Exons: 13
Coding region: 1141-3360 (739 amino acids)
Biological process (GO): homocysteine metabolic process
Cellular component (GO): cytosol
Molecular function (GO): FMN binding; flavin adenine dinucleotide binding; [methionine synthase] reductase (NADPH) activity
Source: RefSeq, a predicted model, not a curated record